Messenger RNA from Dermacentor albipictus, 1510 nucleotides. The record is from RefSeq and is a predicted model, not a curated record. NCBI's taxonomy places the organism in Eukaryota, Metazoa, Arthropoda, Arachnida, Ixodida, Ixodidae.
AGAGUUUCCUAUGGUCCUGCACCUGCCCGAGUAUGCCUGGAGCGAAAAACGCUUUAGCUGCCGUACUUGGUUUUAAUGGCCAAGGCAGCUCGAACCGAACGCGGAACAAGCGGUCGCUGAUUUCGCUUGUUAUCGCGUUUUCGUAUACUUCCUUUACUUUCUGAUGUAUCGAGUGCAGUUGCAUUUAUUUUUCUUGCUGUCGAGCAGACGUUCACGUGCUUAUUAGCGGCGAAGACGACUGGUGAGGUCUGGGGUGGCUCGGUGAGAUUCGCAGCGCACGGUCCGACCCUUAGGCAUGAGGGAAUGGCCGUACACGACGGCUUCGGAAGCUGGUCUGAUCGAUACGCAUUGCCACCUGGACUUCGUCUUUACCAAAACGGGCCACACGAAGUCGUUCACACACUUCCGUCUCGCUCGCCGCGACACGUUCCCCUAUUGUUACGAAGGGUGCGUGGCAAACUUUAGCGAGCCAGAAACGUUCGAGCAGCGCGACAACUGGAAGCGUGUGCUCUCGGACGAAAGUGUGUGGGGCGCCUUCGGGUGCCAUCCUCGCAGGGCGCGCGAUUACACCGACGAGGUGGAGACGCACCUUGUACGCGCCCUCGACCACAGCAGCGUGGUAGCCCUUGGCGAGAUUGGGCUCGACUACUCCAUCUUGUCCGGAGACGACCGGGACAACCUGAAGAAGACGCAGCAGACGGUGUUUCGCAGGCAGCUCGCGGUGGCCAGGCGUCGACGCCUUCCCCUGGUGAUUCACUCCCGGGAUGCGACCGCGGACACGAUCCGUAUUCUCAAGGAGAUGGUCCCAGCCGACUACCCGAUGCACCGGCACUGCUUUACGCGCGACUGGGAGGAGGCAAAGUGCUGGCUGGACACCUUUCCGCGGCUGUGCCUGGGCAUCACGCCACUGCUCGGUUUCUCGGGAGUCGAGCCGCUGGUCGAGGCCGCGCAGCGAAUCCCGCUGGACCGUCUGCUACUCGAGACGGACGCGCCGUUCUUCCUGCCCAAGCGGGAAUCGCAGAGGCUCACCUGCUCGCAUCCGGGAAUGGUUAUUCACGUCGCGACUAAGCUGUCGGCCAUCCGCGACAUCUCUGUCGACGAAGUGAUCACCGCCGUACGGGAGAACACGCGAAGCAUUUACCGCAUCUGACGUAGUACAAGACCACCGCUACAGACCUUACCAGGUGUUGUUCUGUGUCUGUGUGUGUUGUGGCAGUUCCGUGACGCGUUUGGCGCCUGGUAGAGCCGAGACGGCAGCAGACGUGCAGUGGGGAAGGUGCUGCAUAGCUUAGGGACGGUGACCGAGUGGCGUCAAGAAUUCAAGUAAUUAAUCAAAAAACACGGCGUGUGGUUCUUUUAAGUGCUCAGCAGCGUUGACCACUGUUUACUCCGGUCGUUGUCCGAAAAGACACUCGCGGUCUCGACCGGAUUAUGUAACACAGUUUCUAUCACACUUGACAAGAGUUUAUUCUCAGGACGUGGUCAUUAAACCGAAACGAGUUCUGUUUUA